Molecule: messenger RNA, 2050 nt
Organism: Nilaparvata lugens (brown planthopper)
Lineage: Eukaryota; Metazoa; Arthropoda; Insecta; Hemiptera; Delphacidae
Gene: sicily
Product: NADH dehydrogenase (ubiquinone) complex I, assembly factor 6
Exons: 5
Coding region: 140-1069 (309 amino acids)
Biological process (GO): mitochondrial respiratory chain complex I assembly; biosynthetic process
Cellular component (GO): mitochondrion
Source: RefSeq, a predicted model, not a curated record
AAACAGCUGGGCUUCUGAAGUUGAAGGCUGCAGAUUUGUAGGUUAUGUUAUGGAACCGUAAAAAAUUCUCUGGUAAAGUAACAGUUUAUCAAUAAUUAAUUAAUGUUAUUCUACUUAAUUUCGUUGAAAAAUUUCAAAAAUGAAUUCUAUAUAUUCAAUUAUUAUGGUAAAACCGAGAUUAUACUCUCUUGUUUUGUUUAGAUCAAAGUCUAUACAAUCUACUGCUCCUGCUGAAUAUUGUGCCGGAUUAGUAAGGAAAUUUGAUUACGAAAAUUUUAUCUGCACACUACUACUGAAUUCAAAUACACGAUCACUCGCUUUUGCUGUCAGAGCGUUCAACAUUGAAGUAGCUCGAGUACAGGAUAAUGUAAGUGAUAUGAAAAUUGGCAGAAUGAGGUUGCAGUUUUGGCUUGAAACGAUCGAUUCCAUUUUCAAAAAUGAGGUUCGAGAUCAUCCUGUUGUUCAAGAAUUACAUCGGGCACUCCUAAACCACAAAUCUAAAGAGUUAUUUAAGAAAAAUCUCAAAAGCUUAGUAACAUCUAGAAUUGAGCCUAUUACAUCAUCAACGUUUAAAACGCUGGAAGAUAUGGAACGAUACUCUGAAUUGUCUGUCUCGCCUGUACACUACAUGAUUUUGCAGGGUGCUGGUAUGAGCAAUGUUCACGCCGACCACGCAGCCAGUCACCUAGGCAAAGCACAAGGCCUCAUGAAUCUAAUGCGCUCACUGCCGCAUGCUGCCAAGACUCGAGUCCUACCUCUGCCUCAGGAUCUGCUCAUCAAGCAUGGUCUGUCCCAAGAGAAGGUGAUCAGAGGUCAGGGCGGAGGCAGCUUGAGAGAUGUCGUUUUCGAUGUUGCCAGUCGAGCUAAACAACAUUUAGAAAAGGCAAGAUCAUUAAAGCAGAACUGUCCAUCAGGAUGUGCAACCAUUUUCCUGCCAUCGAUAUGUCUGGAUAACUACUUGACCAAAUUACAGCUGAGUGAAUUCGAUAUCUUGGAUAAUAGAUUACAGAAACGAAGUGCUAUCUUACCGUUAAGACUUUAUUGGAAUAAGUUGCUUGGCAGAUUCUAAUUAGAUGGUAAUUUUAUUUUAUAGUAUAAUAUUAAAUAUCCAAGAAGAACUUGGCAAUGAGAAAUACGAGAAAUACUGACUCCUAAGUUAUUCAUUCAACCUCCAUCAAUCUUUAAACCUUUUCAUCAGAGAGUUCGACUGUAGAUAGAAUUUUCAACUUAUGUUUUAGCGUUAGAGUUUAUGAAGAAUAAUUCUUCAUCAUCAUGAACGGGUUUGAUCGUUUUUAUUUGUCAAAACUUGGUAGAUCUUCAUUAUCGACAGAUUUAUCCUUGUUGAACUAGAUGUAAAAAAUGACUAAAAACAGAAAUAUUAAUAAAAAUAUCAUCUAUUUACUUGAAAUUGGUAAAAUUUGAAAAAGGGUACUUGAAUUUUUAUUUUUAUCUCUUGAUAAUAUUAAGGGUAGCCUUAACAGAAAAAGGUAUAUAUACACAGAUCUAUGUUUUAACAUAGAGAAAAGAUUGACGAAAUAUAGAUAAAAAAUAUACUAUUAUUUCUCUAUGAUUUCAUUUAGUAAUCUGAUAGUUUUGAAAUCUUCUUUCUGUGAGUGUUUUAUAAUGAGAAUAAAAUAAUUCAGUGCAAAAUACAUGGGAGCUAAGAUAUUUAUACGAAAGCUUUAAACUGUUAUUCAAUAUUUGUAAACUGAUUUUCAUUUGUUUGAGAAGAAAUGAGGAAUUAAUACUGAAAGGAAAACCAAUUACCAAGUAUUUGUUGAGUUUAAUUCUACCUACCAACUUCUCUUCAAACAGAAAAAACUAUCAUCUUGCUGGUUCCAAUAUUUCUAAAUUUAGAUAUUUUCAUUGAAUUAUUCACAAAAUCAUCAUAAUCGACCGCUAUACUCUAUUAUAUUAUUAUUUGUAAGGUUUGUGAAUACUUUGUGUUGUCAACCUAAUAAUUUCUCAUUCUGAUUGAGAAAGUUGUUUUUGUAGAAACACUUUAUCUUGUGAUAAAUUAAAUACCUAAUAUACUAUUUUUGUUUUCGAA